AUGAAUGCCCAGCUGUCGAUGGAGAAUAUUGGCGAUCUGCACGGAGUGAGCCACGAGCAGGUGUCCGCCACGGCUGAGCUGAUGAGCGGCAGCCCUCAUCACAGGACCACGGUGACCCAUCGCGGCAGCCACUUGUCAGCCCACGCCCGAUCCAUGGGCAUGGCGUCAAUCCUAGACAGCGGCGACUAUCAUCAGCAUCGACCGCCGGACCACGGUCUGGCCGGCCACCUGCACCCGGCGAUGUCCAUGGCUUGCGAGGCUCCUCCGGGCAUGGGCAUGAGCAUGAGCAGCACCUACACUACGCUAACCCCCCUGCAGCCGUUACCUCCCAUCUCGACAGUCUCGGACAAGUUCCCCCAUCACCACCACCACCACCAUCACCAUCAUCAUCACCCCCACCAGCGGAUCUCCGGCAACGUGAGCGGCAGCUUCACCCUCAUGCGGGACGAAAGGGGUCUGGCGCCCAUGAACAAUCUCUACGCUCCAUACCACAAGGAUGUUACCGGUAUGGGGCAAAGCCUGUCCCCGUUGUCAGGAUCCGGGCUUGGCGGCAUACACAAUUCGCAGCAGGGGCUGCCGCCUUACGCACACCCGGGUGCCGCUAUGCCGACGGAGAAAAUGCUGACACCCAACGGAUUUGAAGCCCACCACCCUGCCAUGCUGGCCAGGCAUGGGGAUCAACAUAUGACCGCGUCCUCCGCGGGCAUGGUCCAGAUUAACGGGAUUCACCAUCACCCUCAUGCCCACCUGAACGCCCAGGGCCACGGCCAAGUUAUAGGCUCGCCCAGAGAACACAAUCCAUCGUCAAUGCCAGGAUCGCAGGUCAACAACGGAGGGAAUUCAGGCCAAAUGGAAGAAGUCAAUACCAAAGAAGUAGCUCAGAGGAUCACCACUGAGCUCAAAAGGUACAGCAUCCCCCAGGCUAUUUUUGCCCAGAGGGUGCUGUGCCGAUCGCAAGGGACCCUAUCUGAUCUGUUGAGGAACCCCAAACCGUGGAGCAAGCUGAAGUCCGGUCGGGAGACUUUCCGAAGAAUGUGGAAAUGGCUGCAGGAGCCUGAAUUCCAGAGGAUGUCCGCUCUCCGGCUCGCAGCAUGCAAGAGGAAGGAACAGGAACACGGGAAAGGAGAGAGGGGGAGCAUCUCCAAGAAGCCACGGCUGGUGUUCACAGAUGUGCAGCGCCGGACUCUACAUGCAAUAUUCAAGGAGAACAAGCGGCCGUCCAAAGAAUUACAGCUCACCAUCUCACAGCAGCUGGGUCUGGAGCUCACCACCGUCAGCAAUUUCUUCAUGAACGCGCGGAGGCGGAGCCUGGAUAAGUGGCUGGACGACGGGAGCUCCAACUCGGCCAACUCCUCAUCCUCAUCAAGCACUUGUACCAAAGCAUGA
This is a messenger RNA of Conger conger (European conger), 1386 nucleotides long. Its product is annotated as hepatocyte nuclear factor 6-like. The record is from RefSeq and is a predicted model, not a curated record. Gene Ontology annotation, biological process: regulation of transcription by RNA polymerase II. NCBI's taxonomy places the organism in Eukaryota, Metazoa, Chordata, Actinopteri, Anguilliformes, Congridae. Gene Ontology annotation, cellular component: nucleus. The transcript has 2 exons. Gene Ontology annotation, molecular function: DNA-binding transcription factor activity, RNA polymerase II-specific; RNA polymerase II cis-regulatory region sequence-specific DNA binding. The coding region runs from base 1 to 1386 and encodes 461 amino acids.